Messenger RNA from Fusarium redolens, 678 nucleotides. RefSeq lists its product as uncharacterized. The record is from RefSeq and is a predicted model, not a curated record. Lineage: Eukaryota; Fungi; Ascomycota; Sordariomycetes; Hypocreales; Nectriaceae. Bases 1 to 678 code for a protein of 225 amino acids. The transcript has 2 exons.
AUGGCUCGGUCUCUUGCUCUUCUCGCUGGUGUCCUCGCCACUGUUGCGGCCCAGACUACCACCGUUGAAUUCCUCCUCCCCAUGUUCGAUCCUCAGCCUCUUGAUGGCUCUGUUGUUGCCGUGAAGGGCGGCGCGACUACUCUUGCUAUUCACUGCCCUAAUGCAAAGGCGACAAACUGCGGCCUUGCCGGCACCAGCACCAUUGUUGGUGGCCCCUCUACCAUUGAGUACUCUUACACCAUGCAUCCUGAGGUUGAUGGAUUCGAUGGCGGUGAAGUCAAGCAAGAUAUGGGUUGCGUCCUGGACCCUAAGAAGGAUGUAGCUACCUGUUCCGUCCACCAAGUUGCAAUCCUCUCCGGCAUCACCGAUGUCACAUCCAUGACUGAUAGCGUGAGCGGCUACAAGUCGCUUCUCAUGCCUAUCACUGUUACUGCUGGCGUCAACAAGCUCAACGGCAACGACGAUGCUUCCGCUACCGAGGCCGCUGGCUCUGAGGCUACUUCUGCCGAUAAGCCCAAGGACACUGGUGCCAAGGCCACUGAUACCGCCGACGCUACUGCUUCUUCUGAUGCUGCUGCCACUCCUGCGAGCUCCGACAAUGCUGCUGGUCCUAUGAUUACCCAGAAUGCUAUUCUGGCUGCGGCUGCUGUUGUUGGUGGUGCUGCUAUGUUGCUGUAA